CGUUCAGCGUUUUUUUCCCUUUCUUUAUUUACUCUGACAAUGUCUUACUCUCGUACUAUUAUUACUGAAGCCUUAAACGAACUUGAUGAUAAACGUAUCAAGGGUAUCAAACCUCUUAUUCCUCCUCAAAUCUUGAUGGAAGAUAUUCCGCUUACACUCCAGGCAGCUCAAACUAUCCUGGAAGGAAGAAGAAGUGCUGAAGCUGUCAUUAAGGGUACAGACGAUCGUCUCUUGGUCGUUGUAGGUCCUUGUUCUAUUCACGACGUGAAGGCCGCAAAAGAAUAUGCUGCUAAAUUAAUCGAAUAUGCAAAGGAUGCAAAGGAUGAUCUCUUUAUCAUUAUGCGUGUCUAUUUUGAAAAACCAAGAACAACUGUAGGCUGGAAAGGUUUAAUCAAUGAUCCCUUCAUGAAUAACAGUUAUGAAAUCAACAAAGGUCUUCGUAUUGCUCGUCAAUUACUGCUCGAUCUUAACGAAAUGGGCGUACCUACUGGCUGUGAAUUCUUGGAUACUAUCUCUCCUCAAUACACCGGCGAUCUGGUUUCUUGGGGCGCCAUUGGCGCAAGAACAACCGAAUCACAAAUCCACCGUGAGCUGGCUUCGGGAUUAUCCUGUCCUGUAGGAUUCAAAAAUGGCACGGAUGGCUCAAAUGGUGUUGCUUACGACGCUAUCCGAGCUGCAAGCAACGGUCACCACUUCUUGUCAGUAACCAAACAAGGUUUAUCAGCAAUUGUUCAAACAGAAGGCAACGAUGCCUGUCAUGUCAUCCUUCGUGGUGGUAAGAGUGGAACCAAUUAUGAUGCCGAGUCAAUCAAGAAGACAGCACAAGAACUUCAGAAAUUGAAACUCGCCCCUAUCGUCAUGGUGGAUUGUAGUCAUGGCAACUCAAACAAAGAUCAUAACCGUCAACCUGUAGUCGCACAGUCUAUCGCUGAUCAAUUAGCACAACCUAGCGUGACAGGAGAUAAUAUAGUGGGCGUCAUGAUUGAAUCUAAUUUGGUAGAAGGUCGUCAAGAUAUUCCUAGUGAAGGUCCUCACAGAUUAAACUAUGGUCAAUCUAUUACAGAUGCAUGCAUCGGUUGGGAAGACACAGUGAGAACUCUGGAUAUCCUUCGUCAAGGUGUGCAAGCAAGACGUGCCGCAAGAGAACAUUAAAUUUUUGUUAAUAAAAAAGCCACAUCAUUUUAGAGAGAAAAUUUUUCAUAUGGCGGAGAAUGAUUCGUUAAGGGGAGCAUAAAACAAUUAAGCUUAAAGACAAUUGUGCCUUUCUCUUUCUCUCUCUCUUUUUCAUAAAAAAUGUCUGUCGAAUACGAAGGUGCCAUUGGUAUCGAUUUGGGUACAAC
Molecule: messenger RNA, 1340 nt
Organism: Rhizopus microsporus ATCC 52813
Lineage: Eukaryota; Fungi; Mucoromycota; Mucoromycetes; Mucorales; Rhizopodaceae
Product: 3-deoxy-7-phosphoheptulonate synthase
Exons: 9
Coding region: 40-1152 (370 amino acids)
Biological process (GO): aromatic amino acid biosynthetic process
Cellular component (GO): cytoplasm
Molecular function (GO): 3-deoxy-7-phosphoheptulonate synthase activity
Source: RefSeq, a predicted model, not a curated record